GAGGGGUCACGUGACGGCCGUCAUGGCCGCCUCCAUGGCGGGGAGGGGCAACAAGGCCGGGUCGCUGCUGCGGGCGGCUGGGGGCGGCCUUUGGCGAGCCGAGGCCCCCCGGACACCUAGAUCCCGAGCCCCCUCCCCGCUGCCAGCCAGCGGCUUCCAGACAGCAGGCCCGCACCAGACCGAGGAGGAGACCCCGGCUGAGGCUGUGGUGAACGUGGUCUUCGUGGACCGGGCGGGGAGGAGGGUCCCGGUGAGCGGCAGAGUCGGGGACAACGUGUUACACCUGGCACAGCGACACGGCAUCGACCUGGAAGGAGCCUGUGAGGCCUCCCUAGCCUGUUCUACCUGCCACGUGUACGUGAGCCAGGAAUUUCUGGAUGCGCUGCCCUCACCGGACGAGAGAGAGGAAGACAUGCUGGACACAGCCCCGCUGCUGCGGGAGAACUCACGUCUGGGCUGCCAGCUGGUCCUGACGCCAGCCCUAGAUGGGGUUGAGUUCACGUUACCCAGGGUCACCCGCAACUUCUACGUGGAUGGCCACGUUCCCAGGCCCCACUGACCAGGAUGACCGGAUGCCGCCGGAGAGAGUGUGCUGGCCAGGGCCCCAGUGGAAGGCCAUCCAGUGGAAUAAAAGCUUUUAUUUUCUUUA
Ornithorhynchus anatinus (platypus) is the source of this 649-nucleotide messenger RNA. It is a transcript of the gene FDX2, whose product is annotated as ferredoxin 2. NCBI's taxonomy places the organism in Eukaryota, Metazoa, Chordata, Mammalia, Monotremata, Ornithorhynchidae. Gene Ontology annotation, biological process: P450-containing electron transport chain; positive regulation of oxidoreductase activity. The coding region runs from base 23 to 559 and encodes 178 amino acids. Gene Ontology annotation, cellular component: mitochondrion. The record is from RefSeq and is a predicted model, not a curated record. Gene Ontology annotation, molecular function: 2 iron, 2 sulfur cluster binding. The transcript has 5 exons.